GUCAAGUCAGCGCUCAUCAGCCACACCAACCACCGGAAGAGCUAACGUGGGGCUCACGUGACACGCUCCCCACGCCCUACGUAGCACCUGGGGCAAAGGUCUUCGUGUCUUGCCCCCGCCCACGUGCGUGGCCCGGCUCCACCCACCGGCGAGGGAGCUUGGCCGGCGCCGCGGGCUCGCCCGCCCACGCCCCGUGUCUCUGUCGCGGGCCGGUGGCGCGGUGGCCGAGUGCUGAUGAGUGCGGCUCCGGGCGCGCGGGGGCCGGUGUGCGCGGUGGAGUCCCCGCCGGCCCCGCCCUUGCGGCCCCUGUUCAGACACGUGCGGUACGAGAACCUCGUGGCGGGUCUGAGCGGCGGUGUCGUCUCCACCCUGGUGCUGCAUCCGCUGGACCUGGUGAAGAUCCGCUUCGCAGUAAGUGACGGGUUGGAAUUGAGACCAAAAUACAAUGGGAUUCUACACUGUUUGACCACUGUCUGGAAGCAUGAAGGACUACAUGGCCUGUACAAAGGGGUAACUCCAAAUAUUUGGGGUGCAGGUGCCUCCUGGGGACUCUACUUUUUCUUCUAUAAUGCCAUCAAAGCCUAUAAGGAGGAAAGAAAGCUAGAAAGUCUUGGUGCAACGGAGCACCUAGUGUCAGCUGCUGAGGCUGGAGUCAUGACCCUCUGUAUCACAAACCCAAUAUGGGUAACGAAGACGCGGCUUGUGUUACAGUACGAUGCUGGCAUUGAUUCAUCAAAGCGCCAGUACAAAGGAAUGUUUGAUGCUCUUAUAAAGAUAUACAAGCUGGAGGGUAUACGUGGCUUAUACAAGGGAUUUGUGCCAGGUCUGUUUGGAACUUCACAUGGAGCACUUCAGUUCAUGGCAUAUGAAGAUCUGAAAUUGAGAUACAAUAAACAUAGAAACAGACGAUUGGAUACAAAAUUGACUGCUUUAGAAUACAUUACCAUGGCAGCACUAUCCAAAAUAUUUGCUGUGUCAGCAACAUACCCAUAUCAAGUAGUGCGAGCUCGUCUUCAGGAUCAACACAAUAGGUACUCUGGAAUGGUUGAUGUUAUUCGCAGGACGUGGAGGAAAGAAGGAGUUCAUGGAUUUUACAAAGGAAUCAUCCCCAAUGUGAUCAGAGUGACUCCUGCCUGCUGUAUCACCUUUGUAGUGUAUGAAAAUGUAUCCAAUUUUUUGCUUAAUUUUAGAAAAGAGACUAAUUAAAUUAAAGCUAGGAGUUUGCA
Molecule: messenger RNA, 1226 nt
Organism: Mauremys mutica (yellowpond turtle)
Lineage: Eukaryota; Metazoa; Chordata; Testudines; Geoemydidae
Gene: SLC25A32
Product: solute carrier family 25 member 32
Exons: 7
Coding region: 235-1206 (323 amino acids)
Biological process (GO): nucleotide transport; folate import into mitochondrion
Cellular component (GO): mitochondrion
Molecular function (GO): FAD transmembrane transporter activity; folic acid transmembrane transporter activity
Source: RefSeq, a predicted model, not a curated record